AUGGAAUACUCUACAGGAUCAUCUUCAUCUCGAUGGUUACUCACCGGAAUGACGGCCUUAGUCACCGGCGGGACACGCGGAAUCGGCCGCGCGAUCGUCGAGGAAUUAGCCCAACUCGGCGCAACAAUCCAUACCAUUUCAAGAAACCAAGACGAGCUAAACGAUCGCAUUCAAGAAUGGACGUCAAAAGGGUUCAAAGUCAGCGGUUCAAUAUGCGAUGCAUCUUCAAGAGACCAAAGAAUCCAACUCAUUGAGAAAGUCUCGUCGAUUUUCGACGGGAAACUCAACAUCCUCGUAAACAAUGUCGGAACCGGGAUUUUCAAACCUGCGGAAGAGUUUACGUACGAAGAGUACACUAAAAUCAUGUCAACAAAUCUUGAUUCUUGCUUCCAUCUUUCUCAACUCGCUUAUCCUCUGUUAAAAUCAUCCGGGCUCGGAAACGUUGUGUUUAAUUCUUCGGUUGCAGGGCUGACGAGUUUGCAUCAUUUGUCUGUUUACGGUGCGACUAAAGGUGCUAUCAAUCAGUUGACCAAGAACUUGGCUUGUGAAUGGGCUAAAGACAAUAUCCGGGUCAAUUGUGUGGCGCCUUGGUUUGUUAGGACAUCUUUAGUGGAAGAGUAUUUGAGUGAUGAGUUUGUCGGGAAAUUAGAAUCAAGAACUCCGAUGAGACGGCUUGGUCGGCCGGAGGAAGUCUCCGGGCUUGUUGCUUUCUUUUGCCUUCCGGCGGCUUCAUAUAUUACGGGUCAAGUUAUGGCUGUGGAUGGAGGCAUGACCGUUUAUGGGCUCGACCUAAAUCAAUGA
Oldenlandia corymbosa var. corymbosa is the source of this 801-nucleotide messenger RNA. NCBI's taxonomy places the organism in Eukaryota, Viridiplantae, Streptophyta, Magnoliopsida, Gentianales, Rubiaceae. The record is from the annotation of a GenBank genome assembly.